Colletotrichum scovillei is the source of this 6312-nucleotide messenger RNA. RefSeq lists its product as uncharacterized. The transcript is spliced from 2 exons. The record is from RefSeq and is a predicted model, not a curated record. Bases 4861 to 5898 code for a protein of 345 amino acids. NCBI's taxonomy places the organism in Eukaryota, Fungi, Ascomycota, Sordariomycetes, Glomerellales, Glomerellaceae.
CCCGAAUCCCCGCGACGGGGGCAUGCCCUUUUCCAAAUCCCAACCCUGAUUAUCCUGGCUUUCUUUCACCUUGGUUACAGCGGUUAAAUUCGCCCACCAUUCAGCGUCUACAUUCGUUUCUAUGCGCAUACUGGCAGACCUGUGAAAGCUCUGCGCAGUCACAAGCGUCGCACCUUCGGCCCCCAAACGGACACCAAUCGUCUCUUCUCCGUCUCGCCUCGACUGUCUGGCACAGUCCUGCUCGCCCGCCGCAAGGUGUUCAUCCACAGUACGACGCUGGGCAAAUCUGGACGUUCGGACGGCACACUUCGGAUCUCUCGGCAUCGGAGCGCAAAAAACUGCCUUUUGAUCUCCGUGCCGUACUUCCUCUUUCUGUCGCCCUUCUGCGGACCUGCAUCAUGUCCGUCCAAUUGUUCCUGAUUGACCGCAUCGGAACGUGAGUUGGCUGCGCCUAUCCGCUCACUAUAUGACGCUCUACUCAACCCACCUUUCCCCUCAGCGGAUCAUCGACCUACCGGGCGGGGAACGGGAGUCGGUCAUCGCCGUGGCCGGCGCGAUACUCCACCCCCUUCCUGCAUCAAAGCCGAUGAAUCAUGAGGGUUCUGUUUGUUGGGAAAGGGAUAUCCGCACACGUGAUUGAAGAACGCUCAUAGAGCGUUGCGACUUCGACUCGCCCUCCCGAUUCACGAUCAAUAGCUCUAUGCGCCAGACUCACCACUCAUAUGAAUGUCAGCCUGAGCGGCGUCAAAAUCCGCGUCAAAUCCGCGUCCUCAAGCUUUUUGAGCAUCCAAAAUUUUCGCUACAAGUCGGUUGUCUGGUUUCCGGUAACCCACGAGGUUGACAGCCUCUUUUAAACAACAAGAUGCCUGUUGGUCUGGAACCAGGCUGCGACCUACUUCGACCUUUAGCUCAGUGACAGUUCCCUGCAUGCGGGAUUCUCUCACACCAAGACGCCUCCUCGUCGUAGGUUGUCUUGCACAAGUCUCGUUGAAAGUCGCCUUCCCGGACGCCCUCGCCGGCUAUGGCUUGGCCGGCUUGACCCUUCCUCCUGUGAAGAUGCGCCAUCGGCCUGGCCAGUCAACCAGUGCCUGUACACCAUGACCCGGGGCAAAAGAGACACGAUUUGCAAUUGUACAACGUGCAACGAGGAGCUUGAGGGCCGUUCACAUCAUGGUUGAGCAUGGCGCCGGAUUGGGUUAUCGUGACUUCGGCUACCUAAAGUGGCUGCGGUCCGACAGGCAGCUGGGAAUGUGGACGCCCAGAUCCGAUGGAGCGGGCACGCUACAGACAGACUGGCACCCACGCAACCACGCACCAUCGAGAUAGACUGUUGAAACCACAAGUCUAGGCGUCGGCGAUGCCUGACACCGGCCCUGUCACGGUCCUAUGUUGACUUCGACGGACUUUGGCUAUGCUUUUCGUAUGCUUCGGCGGUUGACCAGCUGAUGCCAUCUUAGUCCUUAGCUGGGCGAGAAUGCCUUGCUGCCCUUGCUACUGUCGCUAUCAUCAGCUGAUCGCUCUUCUAUGCAUCGAAUAACCAGUCUACCGGAAGGGGACUGAUUAACCACGCCUGCGUCGAGAUAUCUCUUUGUCUCGAGAUGAUCGCCAAAGUAUCCACCGACCUUGACCUGGGUUCGGCUCGCAACGUCGGGCUUCUCGAGAGAUCGCUUUCGCCAUAGCCAACGCGCCUCUUCAGUCCUUUGUUCGUCGUGAAAUCGAUCUACAACCCUCGCCAUCAUCGGCGACAUAGUCGUCAUCGGCACAGGAUCUGAGAGAGACCAUCGUCGUCCGUGUCGCCUGAUGGUUUUGUACGUCAAUCCAAGCAAAAAUGGCGCGCCUGCAGACAAAGAAGUGAUCAACUCGCCGUCAAGGGGAACACAGCAAGCAUUGGGUUGAUCAGAGUGUUGUAUGUUCAGCUAAAGUGGGGGCUCACUGCAAAUAUGCCGAUGCCAUCACGGAAUGACCCUGUCAAAACCACGAAUGUAGUAGGUAUGGCUGGCUUGAACACGGAACACUGGUCAGAUUAUCGAGAUUCGAGAUUCGAGCUGCUGGCACGGACAUGCUGGUCUUCAACAGGCGGCCUUGAUCGGGAUUCCAUUGAAGCCUGAAGACCAAGAUCCAUGACAACCCCUACGCUUCUCAGAUCUAUCAAUACCGGACCUGCUUUCACUGCGAUCUGUCAAAUGUGAUGAUGAGGCGAUAAUCACGUUGCUGGCAGCACGUACGGGAGUUGCCCGGAGAGGCUUUUCAUCAUCAAAGACCUCUGGUGCGAUCUGCCAAAGGAUGUGGUGGACGCUGAGACGCACGUAAUCUCGAUUGUCCGUGGGAAGGACGAAACAGACCCGCGCCUAACAGCCGCAUUGACAUCAAACGCCUGCUCAACCCACCUUUUGGGGUUCUCAGGCUCGGAAAAUAAGAAUUUCAUCGCGGUACCUGACGGGACGACGUCUGUUCUCCCCAGCCUGCGCUUUUGAAUCUCAUGGCGUGGGCGCUAGGCCGACGCCAUGCGUGCCCGUGUACCUAAGAAAAGAAGGACAUGAAAUGAUCGACCCUUGAGCGUGCGUCCGAGCAACAUCGGACGACUCGCAACGAGACGGUCAACGGCUGCUGUCAUAAGGAGAGAGGAGUGCUCAAACGACUUAGUCGACCUCUCGCCGCUGGCGUAGCACUGGAUGACACGGUUCCCGUGGCUCGCCAAGGCCAAUGGUCGUUUUCAGGUCGAGCCUCGAUGCCGCGGGGCCCCACUCACGAUGCAAUGCUAUGUAAAGCACACACUUCGCCCGCACGCUGCAGGUCGCAGGACGAGAGAGAUCAGCACGAAUGUGGGAUCUCCAGGGGCAGCGCGACCGAAGCGGCCAUGGAAAACCCUUGAGACUAUGCAUCGCGUUGAGCCUGUCUGGUUCCUGCGUCCGUCUGGUUUCUCCGUCCGACUCGUCUCCCGCUCUGUCCACAUCUGGCCUAUGCCGAAUUCGACCACUUAGAUGGCGAUAUGACUAAACAAUUAGAGUGCAGCAGCACAGCAAACGUCCACCGGCUUCUUAGGACUCCGCGGAAGCUUCGAGACCAUGGGGAAAGGGCGGAAUUCUACAAAACAUCUUACUCGCCUCUCGGCUGCCUGUUCACGUCUAUCGUGAAUUGCACGGCACGCCGGAUCAUGUGACGACGGUCCAGGCUCGACAGCUCGAGAACGUGGACGAAAGUGGCUUGUCCGCAACCGAAAACAUGGAGAUAACAUGCGGCAAUGGGAUUGAAUAUACUCAAGAAAUCACUAUAGAUGAGAGGCAACGACUGGCCAAGGUCCCCCAUCUCAGUCUGGAAAUCAGGUGUGGCUUGCUCUUCCGCCCAUCCUUCGGCGCCAAGUGGGCGAAACUAGAUCAGCCCGCGCCGUACCUUGCAUUCCGCAAACGGCCAUCUGAGACCACUUCCGUCGUAGCAACAUGUUGGUUCUGCCCGCUCAUCCCCCCCACAACUCUCUUUCUUUUGUGGCGUUUCUACUUUCAGGGUACGCUUUCGCACUUUGAUUCUGUAGACAGAGAGGGUUGAACAUUCCAGUAACGCCCGGCCCAAUUCCCAGGCAUUUUGACAUGGCGGCGGCACAUAGCAAUACGGUUGACUGAGAGGUGAAGUCGUCCCAAAGCGCCAUUGAACCAAACGCAAACAGGUCUAGCAGCUUGUCUCGAUCCGCGAGAUGGGAUCCUCGAUGGGGUCGAGCAGGGAUAACCCAGACCCAUGCCCUGCAGCGGGCAUGAGUACGAGACUACGACUAUACGGUAGCGGUGCUCAGAAAACACAACGACCCAAUUACUACCACACCCGACUUCCAAAUCCCCUUUUGGGAUGGACUUCUCGACCGGACGUGGUAGCACUCGCCCUUCACCCCAACGCACGUCCUCAGCCGGCGCUCUCGUCGAGAAUACACCACGAUGUCUCCUCCCAUCUCCACUUGGACGAUGGACACUGAGAGAGAGAGAGGCAACUCAGCCACUGACACACUCUGCCCGAGACGGAUCCUGGCUUCGGUCACCCUUCAGUCUAGUCCUAGUCCAGCACUGCUCGAGAGUCCAGGCCGACCCCAUCUAACGAGCUCGUCCAUGGCGGACAGGUAGGUAAUAUGGCUGGUGAGAAAGGUGGAUGUGUGUGUUGUGUUGUUUGCUGUUGGUAUCCGUGUUCCCUGUUUCAUACAUAACCUGCCGGCUUCCGUCUGACCAUUGAGAACCAAGAUCACGCAUCUCAUCCAGGUUUUUUGUUUCCAUCCUUCACCGCCCAGGACCCCUUGAAGUCCCCUUAUAUUCACCAGUGCCCCUCUGAUACGAGGUCACCUUUUAUUCUUAUCCUGUGUAACUGAUACUCGAUAACGGUGGCAUCUUGCCUUGUCUUGUACCUUACCUCGGUUCUUGACAUCAUCUCCGACCCUCAACUAGACGACUCAAACAACAUCAACACUCUGUACCAAUAUUAUCAGAGCGAUCUAUUCUCCUUACCCGAUUAAGAAGCCACAGCGCCUCGCCCAUUAUCGAAAUCACAGUCUCUGAGCUUGUUCUCGGUCUAUCGCCACCGACAACGCUCUUCGCCGCAUUCGAACAAGACAUUGUGAACCAGUCCGAUUGCAGCGGUUUAAGAACGUCACACCUUCGAGGCCAGAACCGACUUCGGUCGCAAGGGGGACCCUUACCUUCACGUAUCCUUCCUCACUUCAAGAAGAGAGCUGUGCUCCAUCUCUAUUCACUUUGGUCGACAUUUUCACAUCUGAUACCACGCACCUUCCUCACCUUCCUCCUCAGACCUUGAGCAACCCUCCCUCUCACCACCACCACCACCACACAACGCCAUACACAUCAACUUCAUUCAACGCGAAUCACAAUGGGCAAGCGAGUAUUUGUCGACUGGGAGUUGUGGCAGCAGAUGACUUUUGUACUGGCUUGUGCCAUCGGCGUCGUCUUCAUUAUAGGCUUCGUGAAGCUAUGGUGGUCAAAUCGAUACAUGGCCAAGCUCGAAAUCAUUGACGCGGAAAAGAGGGCACAUGCCUCAGAGAUGGAAUCAACCGGCCUGCCGGCCCCACGAAAGCAAGACGAAAUCCCCUUUGGCGUCCGCGCCAUCCAGUCCGGCAUCGAAGUCGACGGCAUUUGGAUCUCCCGCCCCAACACCCCUGCCACCGACUCCCCUCCCAAUUCCGCCAAGGGCAAGGGCAAGUACGUCUCUAUGGGUCCCAUCUCACCCGCCUCAACAAACUCCUCAGACCCCUUUGGCUCUCCGCCUUCGUCUCGCGGCGGCAACGGUGUUGCGAUGGCUCCUCAAACAUAUCGCCCCAAGUCAUUCUCCCAGAACGCCACUGCGAGCCGUGCCGACGCGCUGAGCCAGCUUGAGGGCAACCCGAACCCGCCAACCGCACCCUCCUACGGUACUUACCAGCCUCGCGGAAACGUCGCCCAUUCCGAGUCCUCGGAUGAGGCCGGUAGCCCUGUCAGCCCUAUCGAUCGCGGCAACGCUGGCAUCAGCAGCGAGAACUACAACGGCAUCGACGUCCGAGUACCCAUUCGAGCCUCACCCGUCGUCAACCGCCAGCUCACCAAGGUCCGCAACGUCACCGGCGGCCCUGCCCAGCAACCGACGACAGGCGGCGGUGUCCGCUCUUUCAGCGGCAGCUUGCAGCUGCCUAAGAACGGCAAGGGAACGUACUCUACCGUGCCGCAGGGCUCGCCCGGCGGGGACUUCACUGAUCCCUUUGCUACACCUGUUACUACUCCUGGUGCCGACCAGGCGUUGCUUCCUUCCCAGCAGCAGCAGCAGGGAGCUCAUCACGUCAAGUUUGCGAAUGUUGAGUAUAUCACCACUCAGCGCUACGCCAGCGAUGGUAGCAGCGGGAGCAGCGGCAGCAGUAGCAGCAAUAACCACAACUAAGUCAUUUUUUUUUUAGGCUUGGGUAGUGUGGGUGAUUGACGGUACAUCAGCAUCGGAUGGUAAAGCGAGUUUUUUGGCUUCCUUUUCUUUUUCUUUCGCGAAUCUUCUCACAAACUUGGAGAGUAAUAUCGUAGCAACUGUAUGAAUAACAAAGGGCAAUCUGUCGAAUAUGGACAGCGGGGGGGUGGAUACUAGGUUCCGUGGCCUCUCUCAAUCACCCAAGAGAUGGUACACGAGGGGAAAGGCGUUUCAGGCAUGUAAAAAAGAUUCAUCAUCGGGAACACAUUAGACGGUGAGCACCUCUUGCGCAGCAAGGUCUCUCGUCGACCUUCUCUCUCCAAUAUGAGAGAUUGGGGCAGACUAUCAUUAAAAGGACAGCAUUCCAUCCAUAGAACAAGCACAAUCACAAGAAGA